Messenger RNA from Orbicella faveolata, 3108 nucleotides. RefSeq names its product monoacylglycerol lipase abhd6-A-like. Gene Ontology annotation, molecular function: monoacylglycerol lipase activity. Gene Ontology annotation, biological process: acylglycerol catabolic process. The record is from RefSeq and is a predicted model, not a curated record. NCBI's taxonomy places the organism in Eukaryota, Metazoa, Cnidaria, Anthozoa, Scleractinia, Merulinidae. Gene Ontology annotation, cellular component: membrane.
UUCGCAAAAAAUACGACUGUUUUGCAGUCUAGUAAUUUCCCAAAGUAGUCUCGGUCGCUUGCGGUCAAGUGGUCACUUACGAGAGCUUUUAAUUACAGGAUAUGAAUAACAAUUUAGACGCGGUUUCAAAAUGGAGGUCGUAACUAGAACUGAUCGGUUACGAGAGUGAUCUCAAAGGAGAGCUUCGACUCCCGGCUUCGACUACACCUACAGCAGACACACUUGGAUCAGUUGGAUGAGUCAACUGUUGGUUGUUCGCCGAUUUUUUUAGACCUUUGUUAGAGCAGUUUUUCAUACCCUCUUGUAUACUCUGACAGCACGUGAAAUCCCCAUCCUUUUAUAUGCCGCCAGUCUUAAAAGGUGCACCUUUGAGCGGAGCUUCCGAGCCUCGCAUAUUCAAUCAUUAUGAGGACUACCCUAUCCCACUGGGGGAGCAUUUUUGCAUAUAAAGGUGAAUAACUUCGCUUUCCAGAUCUUUCCAGGACAAAAAAACAAGUGCUAGUGAAGAAUACCUCAGUCUGGCGUUAUAACCUCUUUGCUGCGCAGAAGGGAGUUUAGUUUAGGCUUUCUUCCUCAGCUUUAUCCUGCGAUAGCACAGUGCGUGACAUAAACGCGCAUCUGAGUGUGGCACCAUGGGUAAUUGAAACUGUGUUGCGAGCUGACUCGCAAACGAGGGCAUACUUUUUCUCAGAUCCUGCGGUUAUAAUCACUGCUUCCUUCCUGUCAUAGGAUGUAAACCAUUUAUACGAUUGAAGCAUAAGACGUGAAUGAAUUGCCUUUGCGGUUGUUUGCCAGGACUCAUUUGUUGUUGAUGCAAAGUGCUUCGUUGUUCGUCUACUGCAUCGACUGUAGCCAAAGAAAAUAUACCAACAGGAAAAGAGAGCUAGUGAAUUGCUUGGUAGGAACAGACGACUUGCAAAUUAAGUGACCAUGGUGUUAUGGCUGGGUAUAAUUCUCCCAAUUGUCGCGAUUCUCGUACUGGCGACCUUUCUAGUCUGGGCGGCUUGUGUGGUGUUAUAUUUCGCAUGCCCUCAUGUCUUGAGCCACUUAAUACACAGGUUUUUAAUCUUAAGGGGAGGUUUCACCCUGAAGUAUGUAUCAGUUGGAGAUUUCAGAUUUAGCUACAUUGAACGAGGGAAUGGCCAGGGUGCAGAAAAUGUGGUCUUGAUGGUUCAUGGUUUUACUGGAGAUAAAGGAGUUUGGAGUCUUGUGGGAAAUGUCUUCCCUAAAACAUAUCAUCUUAUAGCUGUUGACCUCCCUGGACAUGGUUAUACUACACGCAAACAUCAUGAUGAUCACUCUAUUCCAGCUCAAGUUGCAAAGCUUCAUCAGUUUGUGGUGGCUAUUGGGCUAAAUAAAAGAAAGUUUCACUUGGUGGGUCUAUCAAUGGGUGGAUUUGUGGCUGGUGUCUUUGCUGUACGAUAUUCUUUUUUGCUAUCUUCACUGGUACUCAUGUGUCCUGCAGGAAUAAAUGCACCAAAACUGAGUGAUUUCUUGAGUGAGAUGGCCAGUGGUGGAAAGAACUACUUGCUGCCUAAAACACCUGAGGAUUUCUAUUUUAUGCUGAAAAAAGUAUCCCAUCGUGAAGUUGCCAUGCCUUUCUUUGUUGUGAAGAUAAUGUGUGCAGCAAGGCAGGAAUCACAUGAUUUUUAUGAAAAAGGGUCUGUCAAUAUUCAGAACAAAACCUCUAGCACCAAUCCCCUGGUUUGGUGCUGGGAGUGGGGACAUUUUUUGGUAUUAAACAACCAGGUAGGGCUAAUGUAUAAAGAUACUGUGUUAAAAGUGAUCCUUGACAUCUCUGCAGUUGACAUCAUAAGAGAAAAAGUAAAGGAUUGCCAAAUUCAAAUCCUAGACAGAUGUGGUCAUGCCAUUACUUUGGAAAGACCAUGGAAAUCAGGAAAGUUGAUCUUCCAGUUUAUACAUUCCCUGCCUCAGAGUGGAUGACAUUUGAUGACGUACUAGCUCUAGAGAGAAACUUUUAGUCAUACAGCAACAACCAGGUGUAUUAUUUUUUCACUUAGAAAGUUUGUAGGCUUUUCCAGGCUUUUGGUCAGUGGGGAAGAUCGAAAAAGCGGGCAGACGACAAGUGAGGUCUGAUAGAGAAAAAGGGGAGGUCAAGAAACCCUCUCCUUUUCUCUCCUGGAUCACGUUUGUUGCUGAUCUUGCUCAUUGCCCACCCACUUUUUUGAUCAUCUCCACUGACUGAGAGCCAGGAACAGGCUAGAAAGUUUGCUAUGUAAAAAUUUGUUGACUUAUCUCAGUGAUGUAUCUGCCAUUGUUUUGUAAUAAUAUGACUUAAUUAAUUCCACUUUGUUGUCAUUUUAUUGGGACCAAUCAUAAUAGAGGGAAAUGGUCCAGAAACCCGGUAAACAUUAAAGAAAAAAGAAAACAGGCGAAGACUGAUGUUGGAAAGUCCUUGACCCUGCACAUCUUUUGCUUUAUGCUCAUAGACUUUGCAUAAUUGCAAUGUCUCUAUUGGUCAGUUAUAUGAGCACACAUUAUUAACCACCUUUUGUAUUUUGCCAGGUUUUGUGCACAGUCAACCCCAAAAUAGCCAACAAAAACAUACAGCAAAGAACUUUGCCAGAUUUCUUAUGAUUUCUCUCUAUAAAGUUAAUGGCCCAACGGAGGACACCAAUGGAGGAGAACAAAUGAUUGUCAAGUAUUAGUGAGUCAGAUUGGCAGAUUAUAGUGAUGUUAAUUUACUGGUAAUAAAUGUUUAUAUUUUACCAGUUGAAGUCAUCACUCUAAUAAGAAUACUAUAGACCAAACAUUUUACAUAACUAGCUAGAUAGUAAAUAAAGUAAGCUACAAAUUGUCAGCAAGGAAUUUCCCAGGAUCAAGUAGACAAGAAAUAAUAUUAGAAAAGUGAGCAAAUCCUGUAGUCUCAAACACUCGUUUUUGAUGAACUUAAUCCAUAAUUACUUUGAAAUGGGAACAGAUCGGAUCAGCGGGGUAACCCUUUGGAACAGCUUACCCUGUAACAUUAGAGAGUUUGGUUCAUUAAAUCAAUUUAAAUGUUAUUUUUUUAUGGUAUGUGUAAACUUCAGGGAGAAAUUAAAAAAUACGUUAAACACAAUCACAAUCUGAGUCCUGCCUGUCAUUUGC